UGUUGUAAAAAAACUAAUUUCUUCGGCUUCAGAUAAAGUGUUUCUAACAGAAACCCAGUUUCGUCGUGCUGUUUUUCGGCUGAGGGAAUCAUGGAGGUAUUCUGUCUGAAGUGAAGUUUGUAGAGUCGCUACUUCCGGUGAGACGCGCGUCCUUGGAAACCGGGAGUUCAGUGUAAACAAACGGGCAAAGAAACCGCGUAUAAAGAAGCCGUUAGCGGAGAGACUGGCUUAUGACACACCGUUUCUGAAAGAGAUCCUCAUGUUCUGUGAUCAGAUUCACAACCGCUGAUGAAUGAAUGACAGCUGGAGAUGAAGAAGAUGGCGAUGAUGAUGAUGAAGAUGUCCGAGUGAAUGCGCUGCCGUUGAUCAUCAUAUGGAGGUUUAUACCGGUCAGAUGCACGAAAAUCCUCAUUCUCGAGGCUCAGAGAUGGAUCCAGAAAGUUCUCGUGAGAAAUCCAUUGUGUCUCCAAGAGAAAACCUGCUCACCGAUCAAGGUCUGAUGGUGAUUCCAGUGUCGGUGGACUGUAUGGACAUCAUCAAGGGCAGUCUGGAUGAAAUCUCUCGUCCGGCCUCCAGUUCAUCUCUGUCUGAGAACAGACGGAAGAGUGCAGAAGGCCACAGAUCUCUGGAGGUGCUCAGUCCUGAUCUCAACCACACACUGUUCCAGCGCAUCACACAUGAGAUGACGGAUCUGACUACAGAAACCAGCUCUGACCAUGAAGAGUCCGAUGAGGAGAAUGAAGAUCCAGAGAUGAGGAAGGCCAUCAGGAGGAUGAAGAAGCUGGACCGGAUUCUGGCCCUCAAGGCGUCAGCAGAGAGAGAGGUGAAGCAGAGGGGCAGAGAGUUACACCAGAGACUGUGGCAGGAGCUACAGGCUGAGAGUCUCCACAUCAGCAGCACUGAGGCUGAAAACACCAGACGCUUUCUGUCUCUGACGCCCAGUGACUGUCUGGAAUGUGAAGAAGAGGAUUUUGUGCCGGUGUUUGAGACGGAGGUUGUAGAUCUGAAGACUGAAAUAAACUCCAGACCCGAGACAGAAGAGUGUGUGGAGGCCGCGGGCCAUGCUGAAGCGGGUCAGGAGGUGACGGAGGAUCGCAGACACACAGCAGCAUCACACAGCAAGAGCAGACACGACUUUGUCAAGAAAAAUAUUGAGCUGGCAGGGGCGUCAGGAAGCUCAGUUUUUCUCACGCAGCAGGAGAAAGAGAGAAUCGAGGAUCUGCUGAAAGAUCUGGAGGAAGAGCUUCUGGAGGAACCUCAGCUGGUCUUGCCAUCCCUUUCGGCCGGUGAAGGUUUCAGUCCAGAACCUUCUGAACGCCACACUCUAUACAACAUCGACUCCAGACUGCAGCUGCUACUUCCUGUACAGGACUUCCUGUCUGUGCGGAGCUCCAGUUCUCAGACGAGUCUGGAGGAGAGGACAGGAGAUCACAGGCUGUGGGCCAUGAGAGAGAGACGAGAGGAUGAGAGACGUCUGAGAGAAAUACAGGAGCAGCUGCAGAUCCUGGAAGAGACUCAGGAGAGCAGCACGGUCUGUUUGUCUGCUGAGCAGCUGAAGAAUCUGCUGCUGGACUGUGAAGCAGAAAUAAUGCCGGCUGUUCAGCAAACACUAAACUAAAGAAGAAGAAGAAGAGGAAGAGCAGAGAUGCGUCUGCGUGACACCAGCGUCUGUUCGUCAUUCAGGCUCUGAUGUGUUUGCCAGACUGGAGAACAUCUGAAGCUGAACGUAAGAGGACAAAAUAAAAUGUUCCUUUUCUAAAAUCAAA
This is a messenger RNA of Danio aesculapii, 1766 nucleotides long. It is a transcript of the gene fsip1, whose product is annotated as fibrous sheath interacting protein 1. Lineage: Eukaryota; Metazoa; Chordata; Actinopteri; Cypriniformes; Danionidae. The transcript has 12 exons. Bases 374 to 1618 code for a protein of 414 amino acids. The record is from RefSeq and is a predicted model, not a curated record.